Messenger RNA from Galleria mellonella (greater wax moth), 3772 nucleotides. It is a transcript of the gene eEF5, whose product is annotated as eukaryotic translation initiation factor 5A. Gene Ontology annotation, biological process: positive regulation of translational elongation; positive regulation of translational termination. The record is from RefSeq and is a predicted model, not a curated record. Gene Ontology annotation, molecular function: ribosome binding; translation elongation factor activity; RNA binding. NCBI's taxonomy places the organism in Eukaryota, Metazoa, Arthropoda, Insecta, Lepidoptera, Pyralidae. The coding region runs from base 185 to 667 and encodes 160 amino acids. The transcript has 4 exons.
GAGUAAAAUAUUAUUCUUUAUUCAUAAUUACCGCCCUUCGUCGGCGGCGUUUCUAUCAUUUUGCGAACCCCGCCACAGGAAGUGAGUGUUGUAGGUGCUACGCAGGCGUAAAUUGACCUUUCGGUUGAAGAACCCGUCGGUCACAUAUCACUCCUGACCGUAAUUACACUCGGCACAUAACAAAAUGGGUGACAUUGAAGACACACACUUCGAGACCGGGGACUCCGGUGCUUCGGCCACCUUCCCCAUGCAGUGCUCCGCCCUGCGUAAGAACGGUUUCGUCAUGCUGAAGGGUCGCCCGUGCAAGAUUGUCGAGAUGUCCACCUCAAAGACUGGGAAACACGGCCACGCUAAAGUACACUUGGUCGGAAUUGAUAUUUUCAAUGGCAAGAAAUAUGAAGAUAUCUGCCCAUCCACUCACAACAUGGACGUGCCCCACGUGAAACGCGAGGACUACCAGCUCACUGACAUAUCUGACGACGGCUACCUCACUCUCAUGGCUGACAAUGGUGAUUUGCGUGAGGACUUGAAGAUACCAGACGGCGACCUUGGCACCCAGCUGCGCUCCGACUUCGACAGCGGCAAGGAGUUGUUGUGCACCGUGCUGAAAUCUUGCGGCGAGGAGUGUGUAAUCGCGGUUAAGGCAAACACGGCUCUCGACAAAUAAACCAACUCAGCAUUUAUAGGGAGUAACAAGCGUAUAAUUUUUUUACAAUCAAAACUCUUACAUAAAUGUAAAACAUAAUAUUAUGUAUAAUUUAACGUAAAAUAUUGUGGUUUGGCGCGGAGCUCGCGAUUAACUCUCUGAACGUUAGCUGUUUCCCAUAUUAUAUUAGCAAUAAUCACGGCAAUCGUGAAGACAAUACGGUAUUGUUGUAAGAAUGCCAUAUCUAGGGGCGUGGUCACUAACUACCAAGUCCCUAGUUCUUAUACUAAAAAUCUUACCGGCCCUCUCGCUCUGUCACAAAUGAGAGGACCUGAUAGAUUCUUAGUACAAGACCCGCUGGCCGGCCGGCAUUGUUACCCCGACUGUACGAUUAUUGCACAUAAAUGAAAUAUUGUAACCUAUGAAAUGUUAACCCGAAAGCGAAUAUAAUGUCACGCAUAUUAAUUUAUUUAUAUUAAGUGUAAUACGAAUCCAUGUUAAAGAGCGCCAGUGACUUGCAAUACCACCUCUAAGUGGUAAUACGAUCCACAGCAAACGGUCGUAGUAUCGCUGGUACGAGUACGGAAUGCGAGGUGCACUGGCCCUCUUAAUCUCGGGUGCGGGACGGUCAAGCGUCCGUGGCCGGUGGCCGGUGUCCAGCGUCCGGCAACGCUGCAGCGCCGGGACGAGAGUGUAAGAGUGCCGCGCGGAAACUUCACGUUUGUUUUGUUUUGUUUGUUCUCUUUUCGCUUAACGUCUACACAACGUCAACGUUACGUUGCGCUCCGCGAGUCGCCGAACAUUGUUGAUAGAUAUCGGUAUAAACUCCGUGUGGUGUAGUUGGAUAAUAAAUGUUUUAUAGUGGUUUGUAAUCUGACGAAAAGAUGGACGCAAACUUGAAGUUAUUACCAUAUUUUAAUGCUAAAUUAAUUGAUACAUAUAAAAAUCAAGAAAACAAACAAAAAAAAAAUAGAAAUAAAGAAAAUUCUUGAAUGUGGUGUGUGAUUGAUUAGUCCUCUUUGGGGCACUGUCAUUUAUUUGACGCGCUCCUGUGCUGCCGCGAGCGGGAACGCUCGCCGCGCCCGCUUAGGCAUUAUAUCCCUUUGUGUAACACUUGCCAUCUGUUCAAAUAGACAUGUUCUUUGCCCAGAGCCCGAAGUUGAAAUAAAAAGAAUUACAUUACUCCUGUUUGAAUUUUUAUACGGAAAAAAGAACAAGCCCCUAGCAAGAAGUCACGUGAAUGUAAAUUUGUCGUUUACUUUUUCGUACUUACCUGGUGGUGCUUAAAUAUAAUAAGUGGUUGAUACCACUACAAAACGUACUUAUUAGACUCCUUUGUGAAAUAAAUAAAUACCUACAAAAUAGUAGUAAUAUAUAAUUUUACUUUUCUAAUUUGCAUAUUACUCUGUUUCUCUAACGUCAGUCCUAAUGACUCAACGCAUGAGAUUAAAUAUUGUUUUAUUGAAGUUAACAUAUCGGCAAUGCUGCCUUAGUGUAUCAAUUCAUUUGUUAUAUGUUUUAUUUUGCUGUAAUUAUAGUUCAAUUCAGUUAUACAACCUAUUUUAUGACCUUAUGACAGAAAAAAACCACGAACUGCAUAGUCCUCAAGGAAAAUUGGUAAUUACUAUUAAUUUACCAAAAAUUUUGUUAGGAAUCCUUUGACGUGUCCUUAGUAUGUAUAUUUUGGUCGCCCUUGACGUGCUUUUAUUUCAACUUCACUCAGGGUACUAACCACUUCGACUAUCACUGUCUGAUGGUAUACUUAUCAUUAUGUGCAAAAUUAAUGAAGACUGAAUGGACUGUCAUUUGAAAAUAUCUUCAGUGAAGACUGACAAUGCAUUUUGUAGAAGAAAUAGUUGAUUUUUAUAAAGUACGUGUAAAAACAAUACUUGGCUUUUUCCGGCCUUUCCUUGCUCUCUUUAAUUUGAUAUUUGAACACAUGAAAUGUUACACUAAAUCGAGUGGCUUAAAAUUGCCUAUAUUCCAUAGUUGUGUGUAUAAUGUUUGUCGUUGGCAUUGUAACAGCAAGUGUUGCCAGCAAGGGGCUAGUAUCAUUCACUUGUAUGUCAGUUGGACUAUCAUUUUUUAACAUCAAAUUGUCAAAGACGAUAUGAUAUACGAAAAUUAAUUUAAGAAUGUAAGGUAAGGCCCUAUAGGAGAGAUAUUUUUUUAUGCAUUCAAAAUUCUUACAUCACAGGUUGUAGACUAAAAAAUUAGGCUGGUUAUAUUAUAGAUAACUGUUUGUUGUCUGUACAAUUUUUUUUUUUCGUCUAAAUCGCAUAAUCGUUAUUGUUGGUCAAGUUUUUAUAUUUAGCAGCUUGUAAUCAGGUUUUUAUUUUAUAUAAAAAAAAAAAAUAAACUAAUGUAAUGACAACGGGAGGUAUAAAAAAUAAAAUACUUUAGUCAAGACAAAGUAACUUUUCUUUCGGGCCAUUUAGGAUGUCCUAAUGAGGCCUCGGUGGACGAUGUAGUAGCCUUCCUUGUUAAUCGUAAUAUCCAAGUCAUAGGAUAACGGCAGCGCAUUAAAUGUGAAUUUACUUAUCCAUUUAGAAUUAAUUACUGGUGCACCAUUAAGUCGAAUUAGGAAUUGAUUGCUCCCGUGCACACAUGGUCUAUUGCGCUUAUUAUUACCAACUGAUAUUUUGUAAAACGAGCUAUAAUAUCGGAAUGUGCGAACACUUGUCAGCGCGACAGCCACUUGGAUAUAUAUAUUCUCUAAUUGCUUUAAUGUCGCCAGUUCGAAUAUAGCUCGUGCAAUAUUACUAGUAGCUUUACUUUAAGUGAACUAGAUUUGGCGUGACCUUGUGUCUUUGAGAUGGACGUCAUACUAUCCACUCAUAUUUUAUUUAGAAAACUUAAAUUAUUUUUUUAUAUUGGGGCGUAGAUCAGAUAAUAACUAUGCGACGGUUUUAGUGCUAAAGUUCUGUAUAUACGUAAGAGUGGAACAUUUUAAUGGAUAUUAAGUAAUUGCAGUUCUCAACUCGACACAUCCAAUCUCCGACGUAUGUCGUUUUAUGUCUAUGUGCAAACAGUACCGAAUUUAAUAAACAACAAUGGCCAAUAAAUAAAUGUAAAUGCAGUAAUAAGUAUUUAACAGUCUGUCGAAUUAAAUCUGUACAAAACGAA